AUGGUGGUCCUCUCCAACUCGUUGAAAGUGACAUUCCCAGAGGUUCGUGGCAUUCCAGUCUCAGUCUCCGGGGCCUUCGAGGAGUUGGCACCUUAUGGCGAGAUCAUGCGGCUGGAGCUGCUGCAAGACCAAGCGCAAGUAGUGGUGAGCUACUACGACUCCCGUUGUGCUGCACGCGUGGCAGACGAACUGGGCAGCCGAUGCACCUGGGAGCCACAGUAUGGGCAAUGUACUGUGCGAGCUUCUGGCAAGGUCGAGCUCCCUGAGAGCACUCUCGGCCAGAUCUGCGGUGCAUGCAAAGAUGAGAGCUCGGAUUUGUACAGCCUGAUCUUCUAUGAUGUUCGUGCUGCUGAGACCUUUGCGGCAGAGGUAGGUUUGAUCGUUGACUCCGCGCCGAAAGACAAGGCCUUCAUCGCUCCAGCGAGACGAUUGAGGGCGGCUCCCUCGGCCCCGCGCUAUUUAAACGAUUUGGGCAUCUCCCAGGUGGUGUGGGCUGACCUGGACAGUGGUCUUGAGACCAGAACGACCUUGCGAAUCAAUCGAUUGAACUCCAAGUUGUGCAACCCAAAGAGAUUUGAGAUGCUGCUGGAAGAAGCAGGGCUAGCACAGUACGUCGACGUCUUCCGCACUUUCACCACGGCGCGUGGCGACUUCGGCACCGCGCUGAUGAACAUGACCUCCACCGUGGGGGUGAAGAUGGUGGCGAAAUUCUUCCAUGGAAGACAGUGGGGAAAGACGAUGCCCGUCUCGGUGAGCUUUGCCGUCACACAGGGGCGAGACGAGGUGCUUGCAAAAUAUCCGAUGCAGGACUGCCAACUAGGCGUUGCGACUCGAGCCAGCAAGGCCGAGCCACUGCAGGUGAUGUUCACAUCCGUGGAGAAUGGUUCUGAGGCCAGCACCGAGGUGAGCGAUGAGGGCGAGUCAGAUGGCAGCUCUUGCGGCUCCACAGGUUUGCGGUGGGCGGGACCGACGCGGGACCGAGAGGUCGGCUCCAGCUCCAAAGAGACGGAAGUUGCAGGCGUUUUCCAGCCAUGGAAGGAUCAGCCGAAUCCUCCAAGCGCCCUUUGCUUGAGCAAGAUGAGGCGGCCAAGUGCAUCGAGUGGAGAAUCCGUGGUCAUCGAGAUGCACAGCAUGCCGGAGGAGGGCUCCAGAGAACUUUUGCCGGUGGUACACCCGGCCCACUUGGUGGCGGGCAUGUCGGGAGCCGCUACAAGACAAGGUGACGACAGGCUUCGCAUGCAGACCAAUCACAUGUUGCGGUGCACCAUUUGCAAAUCCGGCACAGCGAUGGUGGAGGGCGAAGAGGACAACAUUUGGUCAAAAGCUGGAGUUGUGGUCCACCAUUGUAGCGAAAGACAUCGAAAGACCUGGAGCGUCGGUAGGUUCGGCCAGUCGCCAGUUCGGCCAGGUGAAAACAGCUUGCUGGGACGGCUAGUGGCACUGGGCAAUCGCAGGGAAGAUUCGGACGAGGAUCCGGAGGCACAGCUGGAGGACUUGAUUGAUACGCGCACGUGUGUGGCGCUGGUCAUUUACCUGGGCAUGUUCUGGGCUGGAGACGUGGUGUUGUGUUGCAUCAUUGCGCUCUACGAACUCUCCGUCCUGCAGCUGGUGAUGCUCGCCAUCCUCCGACGCCGCGACGUGACGUUCACGGCGAGCACGAGCAGCGCGAGCACCGGGACGAGGCCAGCCGAAGAAACCCGCGAAUCCACGCAGCCCGUGCGGGAGAUUCAGCUUCGCACCUUAGGUCGAACCAGGGACGCGGUGGGUCGCGCUUGUGACUCGGGCAUCCAGGCGGACCGGAAGGUGGCUCGGCCCAAGGAGAGCAAAGCCGCUGCUUCGCAGGAGGUAAAGCAAGAAACGGAGGGUGAAGCAGAGGCGGAAGCCUUUGCGGCCGAUCCCUUCGGCGACAAGGGCAUCCUUUCGGCGGUGUCGGAAUUGAGUGACCUUCAGCAAGAAUGGAAGGAGAAGAUGAAACAUCCUUCCUUCAGAAAGGCAGGGCCUCCACGAAUGAAGCGACCCCCGCCGCAAGCUGUAUUGGAUGAGCAGGAGCGGAGGCACAAGAUGGAGGAGAUCGACACUCUGGAGCUUCAACUCAAAGAGGCCAAAAACGUGGCAGCGGCAGCCAGACGAGCUGCGCAAGCUGCUGAGCAGCUGGCUGAAGCUGCAGCAAAAGAGGCGGAGUCUGGAUCCGAAGAUGGUCAGACUUCUCAGCAUGUUUCGGAGAAGAAGGAGGAAGUCGACCUGCAGCACCAGGCAGAGGCACGCGUCCAGGCUCGGAGGAGACAGGAAGCGAAGGAACGGCGCGAUCGACAGCGCAAGGAGGCAGAGGAGAAGAGGCUCAAAGAGGCUGAAGCUGAUGCCAAAGCAAAAGAACUGGAACGGCAGACAAAAGAGAGAAUACAGGAGCGGAGACGUUCUGAGAGAGCGCGUGACCGACAACUUCAAGAAGAAAUGGAGCGUGAGUCAGAGCUCAAAGAGCAAAGAUCCCAACAAGCUGCGGAGGAGCUUCAGCAGCAAGCAUUAAAGCGCUUGGCUGACAAGGAGCAGGUUGAGCGACACUUGGCCGAUGAGCUUGCAAAGAUGGAGGCUGAGGCCAAAAGACAGCAAGCGCAAGAAAACCAAGCAAGAGCCGAAGAGCUGCGUCAAAAGACUCGCCGACGCAUGCAGCAAUACACACGCCAGCAGCGUGAUCAAUGGAUGGCGCAAGAGGAGGCUCGCAGGAGGAAGAUGGAGGAGGAAGCCCAGGCAGCCGACGACAAAAUCAUGCAGGCGAUCCAAAGCCAAGAGCGUGCCAAAGCACGGGCUGCCGAGUUCAAGCAUCGGGAGAAAAGUGUGGAAAAGGCACGGGCCAUGCUGGAAGAAGAGCAACAGAUCAGGCAACAGGAGCUGGCUGAAGUGGCCCACAUGGAGCGUCAGCGAAAGAGACAUUGGAGAGCCGAGCUAGCGCGUGGUGCUACACCACUGCGGUCCGAGGUGUCCUCUUCACGUGCGUCAAGCCAUCCUCCAUUGAGGCCAGCUCCGGUUCGACCGGUCUACGAGUCCUUCGGAGGUCGAAGUGCCGAAAGCAGCCGAGCCAGUACGCCCAAGUGCCCCAUUUGGUCGAUCGUGGAUGGCGACGAAUCCCGUCCGCCACCAAGGCCACUGCCAAGACCAACGCCACAUGAACAGAAGAAGGUGCCCUUGCAGAGAUUGACCAGGGCAGUGAGCCAACCUCCCAGUCCUUCCGCGCUAGGAAGUGGUGCGUGCAGUGGAGCUUCAACGCCCGAGCAUUGGGAUGAACCCAGCCACUUCGUGGAGGAAGUCACUGCUUAUCCUGAGAAUCCUAGGUGUGUCCAGGAGACUCAGGCGGACGAUGCCUCCACUCCAUCCUCCGUAGGGCCUGGAGCACCCAAAUCGCCCAAGCCAUGGAAGCAAAAAGCGAUACAGGUGAACUCGGCCGCGCACUACUUGGACGCGCUGAAAGCAGCUCGGGGUGUGGCCAAAGCCAAGACGCGGCCGACGCCCGGGAGCAAAGGAUACGCUGAGCAGUUACGUUUGAGGGCCGAAGAUGUGGAGGCCAAGCAGCGGGAAGAGGAGGAUGUGCGCAUGGAGCGAGGCUAUGCCGCAUUGCAACGAGUGCAACAACGUGCGCGACAGGCUGCCUCACCCACUUCGAGCUCUCGGCUGAGUGGCUGA
Molecule: messenger RNA, 3675 nt
Organism: Durusdinium trenchii
Lineage: Eukaryota; Dinophyceae; Suessiales; Symbiodiniaceae
Source: the annotation of a GenBank genome assembly